Messenger RNA from Oxyura jamaicensis (ruddy duck), 1086 nucleotides. RefSeq names its product synaptophysin-like protein 2. The transcript has 4 exons. NCBI's taxonomy places the organism in Eukaryota, Metazoa, Chordata, Aves, Anseriformes, Anatidae. Gene Ontology annotation, cellular component: synaptic vesicle; synaptic vesicle membrane. The record is from RefSeq and is a predicted model, not a curated record. The coding region runs from base 1 to 1077 and encodes 358 amino acids.
AUGCGCUCCUGCCCCGGCGAGGAAACGGCUGUGGCGGUGGCAGGAGCUGCCCGGCGUGCGCGGGGCCCUGCCCGUCCCCGCGGCGUCUGGCCUGGCCGGGCAGCCUCCGACGCUGCCGACAUCUGCCCGGGAUGGGACGCGGCCGCCCCCAGGGCAGGACAGGCCACGGGGUCCCCCGGUGGGGAUGCUCCCGGCGUGUCCCCCCCCCUCCGCUGCCCCGUUUUGCCCCCGUUUCGCCCCCGUUUCGCCCCCCACCCGGUGCAGGCGGCGGCACGGGAGCUGGCGCACGCGGCCGACAGCUGCGGGGUGGCAGCGUGCCCUGCCCGCCGUGGCCGUGACUCAGCGCCAGGGGGAAACCCGGCCAGCCGCGGGGUCCGGGGGGGUCCCCAGGGUUCUGUGCACCCCCCGACCGCUGCUCCCCUCUUGCAGCUCUUCGCCAUCUUCGCGUUCGGGGCGUGCGGCUCCUUCAGCGGCGAGACCGGGGCGACGGUGAAGUGCAACGGCGAAACCAAGGAGAUGAGCGCCAUUUCCGUGCAGUUCGGGUACCCCUUCAGGUUAUACCAGAUCCCCUUCGAGAUGCCGGACUGCGAGGGCGAAUCUGAGACCCGGACCCUGCACCUCGUCGGUGACUUCUCCGCCCCCGCCGAAUUUUUCGUGACCCUGGGGGUCUUCUCUUUCCUCUACGCCAUGGCGGCUCUGGUGCUCUACCUGCGCUUUCAUUCCCUCUACGGCGAAAACAAGAAGCUCCCCUUCGUGGAUUUCUGCGUCACCGUCUGCUUCGCCUUCUUCUGGCUGGUGGCGGCGGCCGCGUGGGGCAAGGGGCUGAGCGACGUGAAGGCGGCCACGCGCCCCUCCAGCCUCAUCGCCGCCAUGAGCGUGUGCCAGGGCCAGGACGUGGUGUGCAACGCGGGCGCCACGCCGGCCAUGGGGCUGGCCAACAUCUCCGUGCUCUUUGGCUUCAUCAAUUUCCUGCUGUGGGCCGGGAACUGCUGGUUCGUGUUCAAGGAGACGGCGUGGCACGCGCAGGCUGCGCCCCGCGACAGCGCGGCCGAGCAGGGAGCCAUCGACAAGCAGUAGCCGCCCCGG